Molecule: messenger RNA, 649 nt
Organism: Sander lucioperca (pikeperch)
Lineage: Eukaryota; Metazoa; Chordata; Actinopteri; Perciformes; Percidae
Product: transmembrane protein 233
Exons: 3
Coding region: 253-558 (101 amino acids)
Cellular component (GO): membrane
Source: RefSeq, a predicted model, not a curated record
CACUGACUCUCAGUCUGGCCUGAGUCUCGAGUGUGCUCAGACCUCUCAGCAGCAGCCUGCCUCUGAGUCCCUGUCAUCUCUCUCUCUGCUGGCUGAUUUCUCUCUUCCAUCAUCACUGCUCCACUGCCUCCCCUCCCUCGCCUCCACCUCCUCUCUCCCAGUGUCUCAGCCCUGUGCCUCGCCUCUCUGCUUUGACUGUCUCGGUGGGCAGGUGGUGGUGGUGGGUGGGGGGGGGUUGGACGGUAGCCGGUCAUGAACACCAAAUCCUCGCUGGACGGGAGCGCCGACCACCUGAAAUACAGGGAGGCUCAGGAGAUUCCCCCUCUGAGGAACUAUCUCUGUCUCACCAUGUUCACCUGUUUCUGCCCUGCAUGGCCCAUCAAUAUUGUGGCGCUGGUUUUCUCUGUGCUGGCCCAAAAGAGCUAUGACGAAGAGGAUUAUGAAGGCUCCAAGCGGCUGGGUCGGAAAGCUCUCCACCUGGGGAUUGUUUCUUUUGUCAUUGGCGUUGCGAUCGUCACUGCGUACACCGCUGUGCACUUUACCACGCAUGUGGUGUGACCUCUUGAUGAGGAAGAGGAGGUGGAAGUGGAGAAGAGGUGAUGGAGAGAUCAGCUCUGCCUGGCUUCUGUCAUCCACAGCUCUGCAGGAG